Hippocampus zosterae (dwarf seahorse) is the source of this 2925-nucleotide messenger RNA. It is a transcript of the gene scml4, whose product is annotated as Scm polycomb group protein like 4. Gene Ontology annotation, molecular function: protein binding. Bases 251 to 1477 code for a protein of 408 amino acids. The transcript is spliced from 8 exons. Lineage: Eukaryota; Metazoa; Chordata; Actinopteri; Syngnathiformes; Syngnathidae. The record is from RefSeq and is a predicted model, not a curated record.
CAUCCUUUGUCAACGGACGUCUCCUAUGUGGGUUAGAAGAUGGACUCUGUCGUGGACGCUGAUCGUACUAUAUAGCCGGGGAGUCAUGGAGAAAGCAACCACCCCCCACCCCCACCUCAGAAACAACCUCCCACCCUUUUACCGCUGAAUGCAUUAGUCUAAUGAGAGACUGCGGCAACAUUAAUUGGGUUAUGAUGGUGGUUUUGUCACAGGAAGACAGUAUAAUUUCUCUUUUUCUUCUUGGCUCCAAAUGAGUGCACCCGCAGCGACGGUGCAGCAGCGAGCAGACGGGAACGACGACGACGACGGUGAAAUGCAAGCGGCCGCGGUGGCACCAUCCUCCUUCAUGCAGGGCCAGUCGGGCAAGAUUCCGGGCAGGAAGCGAGGCAGACCCCCGCUGCGAAGUGUGACCAAGAUAGAUUUCGCCAACCGCUACGCCGACUCGCUGCCGCCACUCAAAGUGCCGAAGAAGAGGGGCAGGAAGCCGGGAUUCAAGCUGAAACCCAGAAUGGUGAUGACGCCGUUGGCCAUCUCGCCACCCAGCAGCACCCCCGAGCCCGACAUGAGCUCCAUCCCUCAAGACGCCGCCACAAUCCCCCACUCGGCCACGCCGCAGGUGCUCACAGUGUGCAUCUACAUCAACAAGCAUGCCAACACAGGCCCGAACCUGGACCGGAAGAGGAUCCAGCAGCUGCCCGAUCACUUUGGGCCUGACCGGCCGUCGGUGGUGCUGCAGCAGGCCGUGCAGGGAUGCAUCGACAGCGCCUUCCAGCAGAAGACCGUCUUCACGCUGCUCACGCAGGGAUACGGGGGAGAGAAGAUCUCGGCCACGUUUGACGGCAAGCAGCACCUCCUGAGCCUCCCUGUGGUGAACAGCAUCGACUACGUGCUGCGCUUCCUGAAGAAGCUUUGUCGCAGCCUGCACUGCGAGAACCUGUUUAGCGACCAGCCCAUCAGCCAGCGUGCCUCCUACCACUCGGACGUGGAAACGUCUCCGGCCGAGGAUUACCGCCACGAGCACGCCGACGGGAAGCGCUACCCGGUGACGGAUCACCGAGAGUCCGCGUUCAACUCGAUCAGCUCCUCCUCGUAUUCGUCUUCGCCAAAGUCCUCCUACGGCUUCAGCGCAUCGCAGCAGUUCUCCAACGCGCCGGCAGCCUCCAGGCCGUCGCCGAGCAGCCCCGGCGCCUUUGUGGAAAGCAACAGGACAGGUGGCUAUGCCGUGCAGGAGUCCAAGGCCCCGCCCCCCGGCAAGGAUCCGUCCACGUGGAGCGUGGACGACGUGGUGUGGUUCAUCCGGGAUGCCGACGCCAACGCCCUCGGACCUCACGCCGACGUCUUCAGGAAACACGAGAUCGAUGGUAACGCGCUGUUGCUGCUCAAGAGCGACAUGAUCAUGAAGUACCUCGGCCUGAAGCUGGGGCCUGCCCUCAAGCUGUGCUACCACAUCGACAAGCUCAAGCAAAGCAAGUUGUAGGAUCAUCGCACCUGAUUGGUCCGUUUAUAGGAAAUCGCGGAAGAAACGGGCACCAUAGGCUCACUGUUGUAGCUGCCGACUGGGUCAAAUCGAGGAGGAAACUACGAAUGACUGUUAACGAAAACACCUUUCACACUCCCUUGAAAAUACUUUUUUUGGGGUUUUUUUUUGUCUUUGCGUUUUCUUGGCUGUUCGCGAUAAACAACGCUGACGUGGAAUGGAGACAGAAAGCUCGGACUGAACCAUUUUGAAAAUUAGUCCAAUUUUCAUCUUUUAUGAAACUAAGACUGCACCUCCGAAGCAUUGAACUGAUGUAGACACUAUCAACAGUAAAUCAUAUAUUUUUUAAAAAGUAAAGCCUACCGACUCACCAAAAUGCAGCACUUUUGUUGAGAUUUUUUUUUUCCAUAAUUGCAGCCUUUUUUUUUUAUUUGAAAAUUGUGUUUGACGACAUUUGCAAUAUCAAUUUGAAUUUGAUUAAUCAGCCCGAGACAAAGCUGACCCAAAUUUUGGGGUUCGAGUUUAGUAUUAAAGCGGUCACGGAGGCAGGAGAAAAUGAGAUAAAAUGAAUUAUUAUUUUAUCCAAAUAAACGAUUUUACAUGCACACGUGAACUGCUUUUGGCUCAUUGGGCUGUUUUGAAAAUCCAAUGUGGCCCCCGGAGCACAAAAGCUUGCCCAGCCCUGCUCUACAGGGUCCUUUCAUUAUUAUAAAUACCCGCACUGAAAAAAAGCGAAAAGCAUUUACUUUAUUUAAAGAUAUUUCGAUGCUAUUGUUUUUUUUUCGGAAGCGGUGCCUUUACUGAAUUAGCUUGUUUUACGCUAAUUUGACGCAAAAUGAUGGUAUCGUUCCGAGGAAGCGCAGUAAUAUGCAUACUGUAUCUAUACAUAUACAUUCGGGGUGGAACACAAAAACGAUUUCAAUCGGGAAAGUUGGUUUUGAUCUAGCGAAGUGUUAUACUGCCUCCUGGUGGCCAAGAUGGGCAUACUGGAAGGAACGGCACAAUGAAAUAAAUUGCAGCAUGAUUCAUUCUUUACAGUCUAAUUAUGUUAUUACUCCUGAUGUGGCCAAAUUGAAGCACUGAACUGUAUCGUCCUUGAAACGUAUUUCAAUUAAUGUAUUGAAUCCUUUUAUAUAUAUAUAUAUAUAUAUGUGUGUAUGUAUUUAAUAUUGAAACAGCAUUCUUAAAUGGUAUCGUAUGCCUCUCGAAUCGUCUUUAGUUGGAGAGGCGCACACCCCUAAUGUACAUGUGUACAGAUACUACAGAAUGCGCGGAAGUGUUUCAUUGUGCACAAAUGUCACAAGCCUCACCAUUUUCAAAGUCCAUCUGUUAUCAGUGUUGACAUCGACGAGGACGAUGUGUGUUUUGUGACGGUGCAACGUCGAGGAAAAUAUCAAUAUGCGUGUAAUCCUGUAUGUGAGUAUUAAAUCAAGACGUGUUAACUACUA